AUAGAAGUUGAAAAAAAAAAAGAAAGAAACGAAAGAAGAAAUCUUUAAAAAUGUUCUUGCGUCCAAGGAAUUGGAACUCCGGAUUUCUUUUUUUCUCUUUACUUAUAUAUAUUUCCUUCCUUUCCUUUCCCUUUCCUUUUCUUUUAGUCCCCACUCUCCUUCAAUAAUAUUAUGGAUCAUCCAAAAAGAAUAUUAAAGGAAAUCAAUGAUAUUAAAGAAGAUCCUGAAGCUCACAUAGAAAUCAAAUUUACACAAGAUUUAGAUCAGUUUUAUGCUACGAUUGAAGGUCCUAGAGAUUCACCGUAUGAAGGUGGUAUUUUCUUAGUUGAUAUUAAAUUACUGAGCGAUUUUCCCUUCAAACCACCAAAAAUGCGAUUCCUCACUAAAGUAUAUCAUCCCAAUGUUAGUUCACAAACGGGUGCCAUUUGUCUGGACAUAUUGAAAGAUGCAUGGAGUCCAGCUUUAUCUUUACGUACAGCUUUGCUUUCUUUACAGUCCUUAUUGGCAAGUCCUGUACCAGAUGAUCCUCAGGAUGCACAAGUGGCUUCUCAUUACAAAUCUGAUUACAUAGAUUUUAAAAGGACAGCAAAACAAUGGACUGAAGCUUAUGCUAAUGUAAAUCUAGAUGAUUAUGAAGAUAUAUAGUUAUUUUUUUUUGAUCUAAAUUGAAUGAUUAUUAUAUUGGGAAAUAAAAGUUUUUUUUUUUUUUUGAUUUGUAGUAUGAUGCUUCAAAUU
Molecule: messenger RNA, 735 nt
Organism: Halteromyces radiatus
Lineage: Eukaryota; Fungi; Mucoromycota; Mucoromycetes; Mucorales; Cunninghamellaceae
Exons: 6
Coding region: 172-645 (157 amino acids)
Biological process (GO): proteasome-mediated ubiquitin-dependent protein catabolic process; protein polyubiquitination
Cellular component (GO): nucleus
Molecular function (GO): ubiquitin conjugating enzyme activity
Source: RefSeq, a predicted model, not a curated record